Messenger RNA from Hyla sarda, 1451 nucleotides. Its product is annotated as GTP cyclohydrolase 1-like. The coding region runs from base 5 to 676 and encodes 223 amino acids. The record is from RefSeq and is a predicted model, not a curated record. Gene Ontology annotation, cellular component: cytoplasm. Gene Ontology annotation, molecular function: zinc ion binding; GTP binding; GTP cyclohydrolase I activity. Lineage: Eukaryota; Metazoa; Chordata; Amphibia; Anura; Hylidae. The transcript has 6 exons. Gene Ontology annotation, biological process: tetrahydrofolate biosynthetic process; tetrahydrobiopterin biosynthetic process.
CACCAUGAACAACCACUCCAAUGGAGAAGUCAACUGCAACUACAUCACCAAUUACAAUGGAACCAUAGAGGGGAAAAAGACCUUGGUGAAGCAGUGUGACGAGGACCACCAUGAAGAGGAUAAGCUGUCUGCCAUAGAAGUUGCCUACACCACCAUCCUAAAAGAACUGGGGGAGGAUCCUGAAAGGGAAGGCUUGCUGAAGACCCCUCUCCGAGCUGCCAAAGCCAUGCAGUACUUCACUAAGGGAUAUCAGGAGACAAUUCAUGACGUGCUGAACAAUGCCAUGUUUGACGAAAACCAUGAUGAAAUCGUCAUUGUAAAGGACAUUGAUGUUUUUUCUCUCUGUGAACAUCACCUGGUCCCCUUUUUUGGCAAGGUGCACAUUGGCUAUUUACCGGACAGAAAAGUUGUUGGGCUGAGCAAACUGGCGAGAAUUGUUGAAAUCUUUAGCCGAAGACUACAAGUUCAGGAACGUCUCACAAAGCAAAUUGCCCUUGCAAUCAAUGAAGCCUUACAGCCUAUGGGAGUAGCAGUUGUUAUGGAAGCUUCGCACAUGUGUAUGGUGAUGCGCGGCGUACAGAAGAUGAACAGCAGGACGGUCACUAGUACUAUGCACGGGAUCUUCAGGGAUGACCCCAAGACCAGAGAAGAAUUCCUGGCACUGAUCAGAAAAUAAACUUUCACCAGCACUUUUAUACAUGCAAAGUAUUAUACUGAACACAAUAAACCUGUAAAAUAAAUGAUUCAUUGAGAAAUGGUGCUCAACUUUAAUAGUUUUUGUUGUUGUUGUUUGUUGGAUAAAAAUGUCUAAUAAAGCAAUGAAAUGUCUCUUAAAUCUGUCAGAGUUUCUUUGUAACAAGUUAUAAUACAGUGUAAUCUGCUUCUAUUACCUCUGUGCCCCACAGGACCCACCCCCAGAAGUGAAGUCUUUUUAUUUUACUGUUGUCUCUGACCUUUCCCAGCAUUCCAUGCAGCCAGAGACAAUAUGUCAUAAGUCACAUGGUCUCCAGGGGGUGUGGCUGUGUUGCGGUGGGUGGGUAGCAUUACUUCAGCACAUCCCUUCCACCCUGCUAUGCACCCACCCACUGCAGCAUAGCCACGCCCCCUGUAGACCAUGUGACCUAUGACAUAUUGUCUAUGGCCACAUGGAAUGCUGGGAAAGAUCGGGGACAAUAGGGAAGAUUUAUCAAAACCUGUGCAGAGGAAAAAGUUGUCCAGCUGCCCAUCGCAACCAAUCAGAUCGCUUCUUUCAUUUUACAAGGGCCUUUUUAAAAAUGAAAGAGGAGAUCUGAUUGGUUGUUAUGGGCAACUCAGCAGUUUUGAGAAAUCUCCCCCAUAGUGUUUAUACCCCUAAACUUAUUGGGGGAGAUUUAUCAAAACCUGUGCAGAGGAAGGGGGAGAUUUAUCAAAACCCGUCCAGAGGAAAAGUUGCUGAGUUGCCCAUAGCAACC